AUUGUGAACUGUCACUUUUUCAGCCAGCGCUUUUCUCACCACACAAUUUCGUUCGCAUUUGUGGGUGGCGGCGGUCGAUUUGCGCUGAUUUUUUGGCAGAGAAAAACGCAGCUCGCUGUUUUCACAUAGCACAAAAAGCACACUUGUUUCGCUUCCAACCAACCAGAGCUGUAAUAACCAUCAAGAUGAUGUCGGAAUACUGGAUUAUCUCGGCCCCUGGCGACAAGACCUGCCAGCAGACGUACGACACGAUGAACAACCUCACCAGCAAGCAACACAAUCUGUGCAAUAACUACAAGUUCCAUAUACCAGACCUGAAGGUGGGCACCCUGGACCAACUGGUUGGUCUCUCCGAUGAUCUGGGCAAACUGGAUACCUAUGUGGAGCAGAUCACCCGCAAGGUGGCCAACUACUUGGGCGAGGUACUGGAGGAUCAGCGGGACAAGUUGCACGAGAACCUGAUGGCCAACAACAGUCCUGGGCCACCUGACGACAGCAUGCCGUGUCGCCACCACCAGCGCAUCAAGCAUCUCAGCCUGCGACACCAGCGAAAACACCAGCACACGCACCACCAAAACAAACCCCAACACUACCAUCACCACCACCACCAUCACCAGCUGCCGCAGGAUCUCAAGGGUAAAUCCGCAGUCUCCUGUUCUCCCGCCACAUCUCCUGCGCCUGCGCCCCCCAAUCUUCCGCCUGCCUGUGCCUGCGAUGCCCUUGCCCCAGGAUCCGUAUCCGGCGGCAGCCUGACUAACCUGUCGUCGGGACACGAGCCAGAAACAGAGCCGGAGUUCGAUGCCUGUCCAUGUGACGAGUGCUUUGCCUGUGCCCCGCCAAGCACCAGUGCCACAGCCAGUACGCUUCUGGCGGACGAGUGUUACUCCCAAACAGCCUCCUCAAUGCUGAGUGCCACACGGUGUGCCCUGUCUACGGUUGCGGCGAUAGCCACUGGUAGCGGACUGGGCAGUGGUCCAAGUACUAGUGCCGCAGCCGCUGCAGCUGCAUCCAGCACCCCAGGCGGUGGUGUUGGGGCGCCUACCUCCUGCUCGACACUCUGCUCUUCGGCAUACUUCUCGACGUCAGCGCCCACGACCAGCAGCUCGGUGCACAGCAGCAUGUCCCGCUCUAACAGCAAGCGGCUGAAUAACAACACAUGCAGCAUCAACAAUAAUAAGCUCAGCUUUCGCAGCGGUAGCCAUGUGAGCCAAUUGCAUUUGGCCUCCCAUCCGCAGCAGCAGCAGCCACAGCAUCAUCCGCAUUCGCAGCCAAUGCAUACCAAUCCGCUGCAAUCGCCCACGCAAAAGUCCAUGUCGGAAGACGAGGGCGAUACGGCCAAUGCCCCCGAUGAUGGGGAAACGGACGAGGACCCCAAGAGUCCGCACAGUGUACAGUCCGAUCUGUCGGACACCUUCGACUGGUGGUUCAAUAAACCCAAGCGUAACUCUAAGAAGAGCAGUGCACAACAGCUAAACGAAACAACACAGCAACACCAACAGACGCAACAGCAACAUCCAACACCGCCACUGACCAAUCCACAACCACAACAACACCAACAGACACAACAGCAACACCAGAACCAAAAUCAAUAUCAAAACCAACACCUAUCCAAAGCAAUGACAUUUUGGCAUCAAGCAUCGACCACACCGCGCUCUAGUUAUCGCUCUUUCUUCAAUUCUCUUGCCGAUCAAAUUUAUAGCAAACGUUCUACACCGAGUCAAUUAAAUAUAAACAAUGGAUUUAAUUUAACACCAACACAUAGAUCGUCUCCAGUGAGUAGUUGUUGUGGCAGUAGUAGCCAGGGGCGAUCCAGUCCGGACACGGAUCCCGCCGAGCCGCCCGAAUUUCCACUGAGUCCAGCCGAACUGCCUCAGUACUUGACCCGCUUCCAAUGGGACAUGGCCAAGUACCCGAUCAAGCAGUCGCUGCGCAACAUCGCCGACAUUAUCUCCAAGCAGAUCGGUCAGAUCGAUGGCGAUUUGAAGACCAAGUCCCAGGCCUACAACAACCUCAAGGGCAAUCUGCAGAACCUGGAAAAGAAGAAGACUGGCAGCUUGCUGACCAGGAAUCUGGCUGAUCUGGUUAAGAAGGAGCACUUCAUUCUGGAUUCGGAGUACCUGACCACCCUGCUGGUCAUCGUACCCAAGGUCAUGGCCAACGACUGGCUGACCAACUACGAGAAGAUCACCGACAUGAUCGUGCCCCGCUCGUCGCAGCUCAUUCAGGAGGACAGCGACUACUGCCUGUUCAACGUGACGCUGUUCAAGAAGGUGGCCGAGGAGUUCAAGCUCCAUGCCCGCGAGCGCAAGUUUAUUGUGCGCGACUUUGUCUACAAUGAGGAGGAGUUGGCCGCCGGCAAGAACGAGAUGACCAAGCUGAUGACAGACAAGAAGAAGCAGUUUGGUCCUCUGGUUCGUUGGCUGAAGGUGAACUUCAGUGAGGCAUUCUGCGCCUUGAUCCACGUAAAGGCGCUGCGCGUAUUUGUGGAAUCUGUGCUGAGAUACGGUCUGCCUGUCAACUUCCAGGCCAUCUUGAUCGAACCCAACAAGAAGAGCGUGAAGCGUCUGCGCGAUGUGCUCAACCAGCUUUACGGUCACUUGGAUGGCGCCUCCGCUGGUGGUGCUGUCAGCAGUGCUGAUAAUGUGGACAUCCCCGGCCUCGGCUUUGGCCAGUCCGAAUACUUCCCCUAUGUGUUCUACAAGGUCAACAUCGAUAUGGUGGAGCAGGCCAAGGUCUAAGAUCGCCCGCCGUCCCCAGAAUAGCAUACAUCCAGCCACACAAAAUACACUUUAAUACAAAACAACCAACUUAAAAUCAGCUGAACCAUUCGCAGACAUCUAAUGAAACAAAAUUAAUAGAUUACUUUAAAUAAUUUUAGUCAUUGUUAUCUAAUUAUUGUUGUUAUUUAUGUUGCGCGUUGUCGAUAACUGUUUCAAAUCCAACUUCCGGUUCAAGAAAUCGAGGCGCGCGUCAACAAAAAAGAAGAAAGAAAAAGUUUGCAAUCAUCCCAGAUCUUGUAGAACUUCCUAAUUGUUCUUUGUCCCCAAUUUCAGUUCGCAAAACAGUAUUUUAUGUUCUUUUCUUAUGCCUUACUAUGAUUAUAAUAUGAUGAAUGAACAGAGUGUUUAACCCGUAGCCAAAUUUACAUACACACAUUGUCGCUAAAGCCCCGGCUUUACUUCUCCUUUUCGUUUGUUUUUUGGUAGCUAUACAUAAUAAACAUUUGAGUUACAUUUUGUUUUACAAACAUUUCGUCUCGUUUCGUGCUUGUGCUCCACUUUGGUAUAUCCACUUGUAUCCGUGACUAACAGCCAACAUACAAAAACAUGCCCAAAAUAUUUGUAAGCCCAAAAAAUGGUGUCGCAAAUCGCAAACAGAACGAAACUAAUUGCGCUAACAAAUUUCCGAUGCAAUGGUACGUUUCGAGUAAAGACAAACUAUUAAUUAACGGAAGUAUUGUAUUUAUAAAUGUUGCCUAGAUAUCAAAAGUCUAUAAGCUGCGCGCGCUGUUUGCAUACUACUACUAAUCGCUGAGGAGAACCGCUCAAGCAUUUCGUGGUUCUGCCUGUUUUUGUUUAACCCCGCGUGUGCGUGUUAACCCACUAAAUAAAAAAAGAAACAACAACCACCAGCAGCGAUCGAGGGUCUACCACAUGAGAUAUGAACAAUAAUAUUCUAUUCGUAUAUUCGUAUGUAAAGUUUUUCAGUUUUUCCUAUUGCUAAAUCGAAAAUUGUGUACCGAGUUAAGCGAAACGUGAGAGAGAUACAGUAUAAAUAUAUAUUAAAAAUAUUUUAAAGUUAUGCAUACUAUGUGUAAAAAUGAAAAGAAAGAAACCAUGUAAAUGUCAUUGCGUUAUAUAAGGUGCAAUUAAGCCAUCCUUGUAAAUAAUUAUAAAGAAAGAAAGACAUUCCCAA
Messenger RNA from Drosophila eugracilis, 3915 nucleotides. RefSeq names its product V-type proton ATPase subunit C (gene Vha44). Gene Ontology annotation, cellular component: vacuolar proton-transporting V-type ATPase, V1 domain; lysosomal membrane. Gene Ontology annotation, molecular function: proton-transporting ATPase activity, rotational mechanism. The coding region runs from base 186 to 2738 and encodes 850 amino acids. The record is from RefSeq and is a predicted model, not a curated record. The transcript is spliced from 11 exons. Gene Ontology annotation, biological process: proton transmembrane transport. Lineage: Eukaryota; Metazoa; Arthropoda; Insecta; Diptera; Drosophilidae.